CUGUCAUCUGUGGGUGUUGCAAAGGAAAAAGUUUCUCCUCUGGGCAGGCUGCCUGGCCAGCCUGGAGGCUCUCGGCAGCUCCUCGGCAGGCAGCCCUGGGCAGCGGGAGCAGGAUUUUUCUGGGGGAUUAAGGCUGCUCUGACCCGGUGACAGCGGGGAGUGGCUCAGUCAUGGCUUCCAAGCGCCAAGCUUCUUCCUCGAAGCAGCCAGACAGCAGGGAAAAGAAACCCAAAGGGGAAGAGGAGGACGACACCUGGAGCUCCACCUUGGCAACCCUGAAAACUGCUCCCAAGGAGAAGCUGCCCGCCACAAUUGAUGGACUGUGCCCCCUGAGCACAGCACUGGGUGCCCGGGUCUAUGAGGACUAUGACUGCACCCUGAACCAGACCAACAUCAGUGCCAACAACAACAAGUUCUACAUCAUCCAGCUCCUGGAGCACGAUGGUGCCUAUAGUGUCUGGAGCCGCUGGGGCCGCGUGGGAGAGGCAGGCCAGUCCAAGCUCAUGCCCUGUGCCUCCCUGGAAGCUGCCAAGAAGGACUUCGAGAAGAAGUUUCGAGAGAAGACCAAGAACAGCUGGGCAACAAGGGAGAACUUUGUUGCCCACCCAGGGAAGUACACACUCAUUGAGGUGCAGCCAGGGGCUGGGCAGGAGAUGGAGGCUACACUCAGGGUGGAUGCCGUGGAUGGGGACAAGGUCUGCAAGCAGCGGGUGCUGCCCUGUACCUUGGACAGAGCCACACAGGAGCUGGUGUCCCUCAUCUUCAGCAGUGACAUGUUCCGGGAUGCCAUGCAGACCAUGAAUAUCGACGUGAAGAAGAUGCCUCUGGGGAAGCUGAGCAAGCAGCAGAUCGCACGGGGCUUUGAGGCACUGGAGGAGCUGGAGGCAGCGCUGAAGGAGCAGCCCCCCCAGGCCACUCGCCUGGAGGAACUCUCCUCACGCUUCUACACCAUCAUCCCACACAACUUUGGACGGGCACGGCCACCCACCAUCAACUCCCCUGACCUGCUGCGUGCCAAGAAGGACAUGCUGUUGGUGCUGGCUGACAUUGAGGUUGCACAGAGCCUGCAGGCACAGAAAGAGAAGGAGGAGGAGGAGGAGGAGGAGAAAGAAGUUGCCCAUCCACUGGAUCAGGAUUAUGCCCUGCUGUGCUGCCAGCUCUCCCUGCUUGACCCAGCUUCCCGGGAAUACCAGCUGAUCCAGACCUAUGUGAUGCAGACUGGGAACAAACCCCACAUCCUCAACAUCUGGCAGGUGGCCCGAGAUGGUGAGGAUGAGCGCUUCAAGGCCCAUGACCUCCUGGAGCACCGGCGCCUGCUGUGGCACGGCACCAACGUGGCAGUGGUGGCGGCCAUCCUGAAGAGCGGGCUGCGCAUCAUGCCCCACUCCGGCGGGCGCGUGGGCAAGGGCAUCUACUUUGCCUCAGAGAACAGCAAAUCAGCCUGCUAUGUGGGCCGUACAUCUAAGAAUAUUGGCAUCAUGUUCCUGACGGAGGUGGCCCUGGGCAAGCCCUACCGCAUCACCUGCGAUGACCCCACGCUGUGUCAGCCCCCUGCUGGCUAUGACAGUGUCCUGGCCUGUGGCCAGACAGAGCCGGAUCCAGCACAGGAUGAAGAGGUGCUGCUGGAUGGCAAGAAGGUGCUGGUGUGCCAGGGCAAGCCCAUUCCCAUGCCUGCCUACAAGGACUCCUCCUUCAGCCAGAGUGAGUACCUCAUCUACAAGGAAAGCCAGUGCCGGAUCCGCUACCUUGUCCAGCUCCGCUUCUGAGGGUGCCUGGGAGCACCACGGCCCUUGCCCAGCACCAGGAGGUGACACCCAUCAGCCCGGAGCACAGUGAUCUGGACUCCCUGGCCAUCCCACCAGGGGCUUGGCAAGGGACAGGCUGGCAUGGGGACUGAGCUUGCUUUGACUGUGAAUAAAAGCACUGUGCCUUGCACUGGGUGGUGCUCUCGCUCUCCUGCCCAGCAAGGCGGGUGUGCUGUAGGGAAGGGUGUCAGUGGGACCCUGAAGGGAUGGCAUGGGUGGCUUUUGAGGGGCUGAAGCCUUCAGAUGAAAGCUGGUGUCUUUGAGAGCCAGCUGCUCUCAUCAGCUUAGCAAGGCACACGGCUCAUGCCCACCCUGUGGUAUCAGAGCUACAGAGGGUGAGAAAGAUCUGAUGCCCUGCCUGGGCAUAGAGGAAUUCAUCCAUCCAUCCUGAGGGCGAGUGACUGCCCUCCCUCUAGUGCCAUGCCUCAUGCCAUGUCUGCUGUCCUGCCCCCAGCCUGGCACCCAUGCCAAGCCCUUCUUUGUGCUCACGUGUGUCCCUUGAGCACAUAUCCGGGUGCUCAGGCUGCCAGGGAAGCGCAACUCCCAGCUGUGUUACCCUGAUGCCCCGGGUAUCGGUCACCCUGAUACCCUGUGCCAGCGGAGAUGAUUUGCUCCAGACCUGCCUGUAGCUCCGUCCCUCGAGCCCAAGGAACUUGAGGGCUGAGGUGUUCCUGUGGAAGGACCAGGCCUGGUGCAGUGGGUGGCCAUUCUGGGGGGGCAUAGGGCUCAGGAACCCCGAUCCCCCCUUCCUGAGCCCCUGCCGGCUGCUAGGACCCAGCAGCUGUCCCCGUGGGACUGCCACGGGUGCAGGCAGUGCAGGCAGUGCCGGGAGUGACAGCUGGUGCCAUCCGCAGCUGGCGGGCUGCAGGCAAACAGGAUGACGAGCGGGUGACGGGAGCGGGGACGGGCGAGCGUGGCCU
Messenger RNA from Motacilla alba alba, 2725 nucleotides. RefSeq names its product protein mono-ADP-ribosyltransferase PARP3-like. The transcript is spliced from 11 exons. The coding region runs from base 171 to 1766 and encodes 531 amino acids. NCBI's taxonomy places the organism in Eukaryota, Metazoa, Chordata, Aves, Passeriformes, Motacillidae. Gene Ontology annotation, cellular component: site of double-strand break. The record is from RefSeq and is a predicted model, not a curated record. Gene Ontology annotation, molecular function: NAD+ poly-ADP-ribosyltransferase activity.